Messenger RNA from Elephantulus edwardii (Cape elephant shrew), 3293 nucleotides. It is a transcript of the gene LRIG1, whose product is annotated as leucine-rich repeats and immunoglobulin-like domains 1. Gene Ontology annotation, molecular function: protein binding. NCBI's taxonomy places the organism in Eukaryota, Metazoa, Chordata, Mammalia, Macroscelidea, Macroscelididae. The transcript has 19 exons. The record is from RefSeq and is a predicted model, not a curated record. Bases 9 to 3293 code for a protein of 1094 amino acids.
CCAACAAGAUGGCGCGGCCGGCGCGGGGAGCGCACGGAGCCCUGCGCUGCUCGCCCGGCCUCCUGCUGCUGUCGCUGCUGCUGCUUUGGCUGGAGACGGCCGUGGCCGGGACCCGUGCGCCCUGCGCCGCCGCCUGCAUUUGCGCGGGGGACUCGCUGGACUGCGGAGGGCGCGGGCUGAUCGCGCUGCCCGGGGACCUGCCCACCUGGACGCGGAGCUUAAACCUGAGUUACAACAAGAUUUCUGAGAUUGACCCUGCUGAUUUUGAAGACUUAACAAAUCUACAGGAAGUGUACCUCAAUAACAAUGAGCUGACAGCCAUACCAUCCCUGGGUGCUGCUUCGUCUCACGUCGUCUCUCUCUUUCUGCAACAUAAUAAGAUCCGCAGCGUGGAGGGGAGUCAGCUGAAGGCUUACCUGUCCUUGCAAGUGCUGGAUCUGAGUUCGAACAACAUCACAGAAAUCCGGAGCACCUGCUUUCCCCAGGGCCUGCCCCUCAGGGAGCUCAACCUGGCAAGCAACAGGAUCAGCACCCUGGAGUCGGGAGCGUUUGAUGGGCUGUCACGGUCGCUGCUCACGCUCAGGCUGAGCAAAAACAGGCUCACCCAGCUUCCUGUGAAAGCGUUCAAGUUACCCCGCUUGACACAACUGGACCUCAAUCGUAAUCGGAUCCGGCUCAUCGAAGGCCUGACGUUCCAGGGACUCGACAGCCUGGAGGUCCUGAAGCUGCAGCGUAACAACAUCAGCAAGCUGACCGAUGGGGCCUUCUGGGGGCUGUCCAGGAUGCAUGUGCUGCACCUGGAGUACAACAGCCUGACAGAAGUGAAUAGUGGCUCGCUCUACGGCCUCACAGCCCUGCACCAGCUCCAUCUCAGCAACAACUCCAUCUCCCGCAUCACCCGUGACGGCUGGAGCUUCUGCCAGAAGCUGCAUGAACUGAUUCUGUCUUUCAACAACCUCACCCGGCUGGACGAGGAGAGCCUGGCUGACCUGGGCAGCCUGACCAUCCUGCGGCUCAGCCACAACGCCAUCAGCCACAUUGCGGAAGGCGCCUUCAGGGGGCUCAGGAACCUGCGUGUCUUGGACCUGGACCAUAACGAGAUCUCAGGCACCAUCGAGGACACCAGUGGUGCGUUCACGGGGCUCGACAGCCUCAGCAAGCUGACACUGUCUGGCAACAAGAUCAAGUCCGUGGCUAAGAGGGCCUUCUCGGGGCUGGACAGCCUGGAGCACCUAAACCUUGGAGAGAAUGCAAUCAGAUCGAUCCAGUUCGAUGCCUUUGUGAAGAUGAAGAAUCUUAAAGAGCUCCACAUCAGCAGUGAUAGCUUCCUGUGUGACUGCCAGCUCACCUGGCUGCCCCCGUGGCUGGUGAGCAGGACUCUGCAGACCUCCGUGACUGCCACCUGUGCCCACCCCCAGUCCCUGAAGGGCCAGAGUAUCUUCUCCGUGCCGCCAGAGAGCUUCGUGUGCGAUGACUUUCCGAAGCCCCAGAUCAUCACCCAGCCGGAGACGACCAUGGCCGUGCUGGGCAAGGACAUCCGCCUCAUGUGCUCGGCAGCCAGCAGCAGCAGCUCACCCAUGACCUUCGCCUGGAAGAAGGACAACGAGGUGCUGGCCGAUGCAGACAUGGAGAACUUUGCACACGUGCGCGCGCAGAGCGGCGAGGUGAUGCAGUACACCACCAUCCUGCACCUCCGCCACGUCACGUUUGGGCACGAGGGCCGCUACCAGUGCGUCAUCACCAACCACUUCGGCUCCACGUACUCACACAAGGCCAAGCUCACCGUGAACGUGUUGCCAUCGUUCACCAAAAUGCCCCACGACAUCGCCAUCCGGACUGGCACCAUGGCCCGCCUUGAAUGUGCUGCCCGCGGCCACCCCAACCCCCAGAUUGCCUGGCAGAAGGACGGCGGCACGGACUUCCCCGCCGCCCGGGAGCGCCGCAUGCACGUCAUGCCCGACGACGAUGUGUUUUUCAUCACCGACGUGAAGAUCGACGACAUGGGGGUUUACAGCUGCACAGCACAGAACUCCGCCGGCUCCGUGUCUGCCAACGCGACCCUGACUGUGCUAGAAACCCCAUCCCUGGUGGUGCCCCUAGAGGACCGUGUGGUGUCGGUAGGAGAGACUGUGGCACUGCAGUGCAAAGCCACCGGCAGCCCGCCACCCCGCAUCACCUGGCUCAAGGGGGACCAGCCUCUGGGCCUCACAGAGCGGCACCACUUCACCCCUGGCAACCAGCUGCUCGUGGUGCAGAACGUGGCGGUGGAGGACGCAGGCAGGUACACGUGUGAGAUGUCCAACGCCCUGGGCACCGAGCGUGCACACAGCCAGCUCAGCGUGCUGGCCGCCACUGGCUGCAGGAAGGACGGGACCAGCGUGGGCAUCUUCACCAUCGCCGUGGUGUGCAGCAUCGUGCUGACCUCUCUGGUCUGGGUCUGCAUCAUCUAUCAGACCAGGAAGAAGAGCGAGGAGUACAGUGUCACCAACACAGAUGAAACCAUCGUGCCACCUGAUGUGCCAAGCUACCUCUCCUCUCAGGGGACCCUUUCUGACCGCCAGGAAACCGUGGUCAGGACUGAAGGUGGCCAUCAGGCCAACGGGCACGUCGAGAUCAACGGUGUGUGUCCGCGAGAUGCAGGCUUCUUUCCAGAAGUUGACGCUCGAGCUGUGGCCUGCCGGCAGCCAAAGCUGUGUGUGGGGUUCACUAAAGAGCCGUGGAGGAUGGCAGAGAGAGCAGACAGGACCCACAGUCCUCACAGAACAGAGCAGAGUGGCUCAGCCGUGUGCAGCGAUUGCAGUGGGGACGCCGACAUGUACCCCAGGGAGCAUGCCUUCCAUCUUCAGCCCGCAGCCAGAGAUGGGGCCCAGCCCAGCACGCCAGGCAGCCGGAACCCCAGCCGGGGGGACCGAGAGCACAUGCCCUGUCCCCCAGGUGGCACUGCUGAUGGGGCCUGUGCUGACUGCAGGGCUUCCCUCUACCCCAGUAACCACGACAGAAUGCUGACGUCCUUGAAGCCAGGAGCGCCUCUGGAUGGAAAAGGAGGUUCCUCUUGGACUCUAGCGAGGUUGUGCGAGCCGGACUCCCCAGGCUUCCAGGCUGCCCCGACACUCACGGCAGGCAGCCCUGAGUUCACAGAAGCCGCCCCAGGGGGCCCCAGUGAAGCCCAGCACUUGCUUCUUGCCAACGGGCACGUCCCCCAGGCCUGCGACUCCAGCCCCGAGUCCACGCCACUGACAGGACAGCAUCCAGGGAGCAGGGGCGUGCCACUGCUGUUUGCACCGGAAAUCUAG